GCUGAAAACCAUUCUAUGGUUAUUGGAGGACUAUUUCCUAUUCACUCUAGAACCAUCCCAACAAAUGACUCUGACAUGGAACUCGUAUCAGCCAUGUGUGAAGGGUUUAAUUUCCGGGGUUUCCGCUGGAUGAAAACCAUGAUCCACACCAUCAAGGAGAUUAAUGAGAGGAAGGACAUUUUGCCCAACCAUACUCUGGGCUACCAGAUAUUUGACACCUGUUUCUCUGUCUCCAAAGCAAAGGAGACUGCUAUGACAUUUCUUACAGGACAGGAAGAAAGGCCCAAUUAUAGAAACAGCACAGGAAAAUAUCUCGUAGGAAUUAUUGGAUCAGGAGGCUCAUCCUUGUCAGUUACUGCUGCAAGAAUUUUCGGGUUGUAUUAUAUGCCUCAGGUAGGCUAUACUUCUUCCAGCGCAAUUCUUAGUGACAAAUUCCAGUUUCCAUCAUUUUAUCGCUCAAUACCCAGUGAUAAGAUCCAGAUUGAGGCCAUGGUGAGUCUUAUCACACAUUUUGGUUGGGUCUGGGUAGGUGCUAUUGCAUCUGAUGAUGAUUAUGGAAAAUAUGGAGUAAAAUCCUUUAGGGAAAAAAUGGAGACUGCCAAUCUCUGUGUUGCUUUCUCUGAAAUCAUUCCAAAAGUCUACUCCAAUCAGAAAAUGCAAAAAGUUGUUAAGGCAAUAAAAAGUUCCACUGCCAAAGUCAUUGUUCUUUAUACUUCUGACAUUGAUCUCAGCCCAUUUGUGCUGGAAGUGAUUCAUCAUAACAUAACUCACAGGACAUGGGUAGCCAGUGAAGCCUGGAUUACCUCAGCUCUCAUUGCAAAGCCUGAGUAUUUCCCCUAUUUUGGUGGAACUAUUGGGUUUGCAAUACCAAGAAGUGUUAUACCAGGACUAAAAGAAUUUCUUUAUGAUGUACACCCUAACAAGGAUCCAAAUGAUGUCUUGACCAUUGAAUUCUGGCAAACUGCUUUUAACUGUACCUGGCCCANNAGCAGUGUGCCUUACAAUGUGGAUCACAGAGUGAAUAUGACUGGUAAAGAAGACAGAUUGUAUGACAUGUCUGAUCAGCUCUGCACUGGAAAGGAGAAGCUGGAGGAUCUGAAAAAUACCUAUCUGGAUACAUCACAGCUAAGAAUCACAAACAAUGUCAGACAAGCUGUAUAUCUUAUAGCUCAUGCCCUGGAUCGUUUAAGCAGUUGUGACUUAUUGGAAGAAUAUAGGAAUAGUACAGCAUGUUCACAUAUACCUGACUUUGAGCCCAAAGAGCUACUGCCUUACUUUAAAAAACUGAAAUUUACUACCCAUGAUGGAGCAGAAAUAGAGCUUGACAGCAAUGGAGAUGUAGACAAUGGAUAUUAUGAUAUCCUCAAUUGGCACAUGGGUGAUGCUGGGGAAAUCACCUUUGUUAAGGUUGGAGAAUACAAAUUUACAUCUACAAAAUCUGAACUUGUUCUUCCAAAGAAUUCGUCAUUGUUUUGGAACACUGAAUCCUCAAGGCUUCCAGAUUCAGUCUGCACAAAACUGUGUGCUCCAGGGACCCGAAAGGGGAUUCGACCGGGACAACCCCUAUGCUGCUUUGUUUGUAUCCCAUGUGCAGAUGGGUAUGUGUCAGAGAAACCAGGCCAAAGAGAAUGUGAUCCAUGCAAUGAAGAUGACUGGUCCAAUGAAGAGAAAAGCAAGUGUGUGCCAAAGCUUGUGGAAUUCCUUGCUUAUGAGGAGGCCCUGGGGCUGACUCUUGUCAUCCUUUCCAUCUUUGGAGCACUUGUGGUCUUGGCAGUAACUGUUGUAUAUGUAAUUUACAGACAUACGCCAUUGGUGAAAGCCAAUGACCUGGAGCUGAGCUUCCUCAUUCAGAUGUCUCUGGGAAUCACAAUGCUGUCAUCCAUGCUGUUCAUAGGCAAGCCAUGCAACUGGUCCUGCAUGGCCCGCCAGAUCACUCUGGCACUGGGCUUUUGCCUUUGUCUGU
Molecule: messenger RNA, 1963 nt
Organism: Mus pahari (shrew mouse)
Lineage: Eukaryota; Metazoa; Chordata; Mammalia; Rodentia; Muridae
Product: vomeronasal type-2 receptor 1-like
Exons: 6
Biological process (GO): G protein-coupled receptor signaling pathway
Cellular component (GO): membrane
Molecular function (GO): olfactory receptor activity; G protein-coupled receptor activity
Source: RefSeq, a predicted model, not a curated record